Giardia duodenalis is the source of this 705-nucleotide messenger RNA. Its product is annotated as tRNA (Guanine-1)-methyltransferase. Gene Ontology annotation, cellular component: nucleus. The coding region runs from base 1 to 705 and encodes 234 amino acids. Gene Ontology annotation, molecular function: tRNA binding. The record is from RefSeq and is a predicted model, not a curated record. NCBI's taxonomy places the organism in Eukaryota, Fornicata, Diplomonadida, Hexamitidae. Gene Ontology annotation, biological process: tRNA N1-guanine methylation. The transcript has a single exon.
AUGUUUUCUGCAACUGUGUCUUGCGAACUCUCUCCCGGAACCAGCGGGCCUAAAAAGCAAGGCAGGGCCUGGAAGCACAUUAGGCAACAAUUGCGGACUCGCUUAGACUCCGCCCCGGCUAUUCUUAUUGACUGCUCUUAUGAUGACUUGAUGAAGCAGGGAGAGAUCAAGUCUCGAAAUUCGCAGCUUAUUUUUUGCUACGCCACCUCAGUCAAAAAGGACGUGGAGCGCCCUCUGCGUCUUUCGGUGGUUGGAGCGACAGCUUCUUUGUCCGACUUCCUUCAAAAAGUCCAACUGGAGGGGUCCUGGUCUGCGGACAUCACCACCAGAUCCUUGGAAGACCUUAUUGAGACAGGAGAAUUAAGUGCCCAUAGGUUGGUUUACUUGACUGCAGAUGCUGAAGAAGAGAUUGAUACGUAUUACUCAGGAGACACUUACAUAAUCGGUGGUUUGGUGGAUCGAAACCGACACAAUGGGAUAGCUUUUCGUAAGGCACAGAAUAUUGGGAUACGCACAGCAAAGCUUCCGCUGCACAAAUAUUGCAACUUGAUAGGGAGUGCCGUUUUAUCCGUCAAUCACAUCUUUGCCUUUAUGACAUAUCUGCAUUGCGGCUUACCUUUCGAAACAGUGGCAAAAAUGGUCAUUCCUCAGCGAAAGCUGAAGGUAGUAGAGAGCACAACUGAUGAUUCAAGAAGCAACUCAUAG